AUGGCUCAAUAACCGCUGCGAUGAAACACGAAACCAUCUUGUUACUCACUCACUCAGUCUUUUGCACUCUCAUUUUAAACAUGAAAGUAGUAGAUCAAUCAAUUCAAUCUCUAUUAAGAAACUGCAAUUCGAUCAUUCACCUCAAACAAAUUCACGCUCAAAUUCUACGCCACAAUCUCCAUGAACAACACUCAAUUACUUCCUCCAUUGUUACUCUGUACACCUCUCUCUCUCCUCGUCACACCCAUCUCCUCUUCUCUUCUCUUUCUCACUACGCCACUGCAUUUCUCUUCAAUCACUCAAUCAGAGUUUUCUCUAAAACCCCAUUUCUCUGCUAUGAAUCCUUGCAAUUAUACCUUCAAAUGAUUCGUUGUAAUGUAAAACCUGAUAAUUAUACUUACCCUUUUUUACUUAACUCGUGUGCUGCUCUUUGUGACCUUAAUCAUGGAUGUGAGGUUCAUGGGCGUGUUGUGAAAUCUGGUUUUUGUUCAAUUGUUGAGGUUUUUAAUGCUUUGAUUGAUAUGUAUGGGAAAUGUGGUAAGUUGGGUUGUGCACGCAAAGUGUUCGACGAAAUGCCUCAGAGAGAUGUAGUGUCUUAUAAUGCUGUUCUGGGUGCUUAUGCUAGAGUUGGGGAUGAUAUGGGGGAUGCCCAGAUGAUUUUUGAUGAAAUGCCUGUUAGAAAUUUGAUUUCUUGGAAUGCUAUGGUUGUAGGGUAUGUGAAUAAUGGUGAUUUGGAUUCGGCUCGAGCUACAUUUGAUAAGAUGUCUGAGAAGAAUGUUGUAACUUGGACGACAAUGCUAGUUGGUUAUACUAAAAAUAAAAUGAUGGAUAUGGCUAAAGUCCUUUUUGAGGCUAUGCCGGAGAAGACUUUAGUUUGUUGGACUGCUAUGAUUUCCGGGUAUGCUCAAAAUGGACAACCAAAUGAAGCAUUGAGGUAUUUUCGUAGAAUGCAAGGAGUACAUGUUAAGCCGGAUGCUUUUGCAAUGACUGCUGUAAUAUCUGUAUUGGCGCAGUUAGGACGUCCUGAUUUGGCCAAUUGGAUCAUGACAUUAGUGAAUCAAGAAGGCAUUGAGCGAAAUGUAAAAGUCCUUACUUCAUUGGUUGAUAUGCACGCUAAAUGUGGGAACAUUGAAGAAGCAUGUCGGUUGUUUGAGGAGAUUCCUCAGCCGGAUGUAUACCCGUAUAGUGCACUUAUAACAGGCCUUGCUUCACAUGGGCAUGGCAUCAGAGCGCUUGAGGUGUUUCAAAAAAUGUUGAUGGCGAAGGUUGAACCUGAUUAUAUAACUUUUGUUGGAGUAUUGAAUGCGUGUAGCCAUACGGGACUUGUUGAUGAUGGUUUAGCAUAUUGGGAGAGCAUGAUAAACGAUUACAAGAUUGAGCCGGAUGCAGAUCAUUAUGCUUGCGUAGUUGAUAUGCUUGGGCGUGCUGGGAGACUUGAGCAAGCGUAUAAGAUGCUCAAGAGUACGCCAAUGGAUCCUCACCCUGCAGCUUUUGGUGCUCUUCUUGCUGCCUGUCGAACUUAUAGCAAUGUUGAAAUAGCAGAACUUGUUGCUCAGGAACUAUUUAUAUUAGAACCUAAUAAUACUGGUAACUAUGUGCUUCUCUCUGGUAUCUAUGCUGAAAGAGAGCAAUGGGAUGAGGCUGAAAGAGUUCGAAAAGCUAUGAAGAAAAAGAUCACAGCUAAAUUACCUGGUCAUAGUUGGGUUGAAUCUAACAAAUACGGGAAAGUUUAUAGUGGCCCAGUGUGAGUGAACUGGGUAGAUGAUCAUGACAUAGGAAAACAGACUAUGUAAUGAUGGAUUCUGAUUUUGAGGUGGUAUUAAGGUACAUUGUUCUGAUUUCUGGAGUCCAAGUGCAGGAAUAUCAGCCGUCCUUUUGAUUUUAUAAUAUGUAGAGCUAUAAUCUUUCAUUGAUCUCUUUAUCAAAUUAAGAUAUCUUACCAGUUUCCUAAUGGCACGUCAGAAUUACUGCUCCCCUAGUUUGAUCGAGGUAAUAUGAUUGCUGGCUUGUACAUUUUUAACAGAACAAACAUAUUUAGAGUCAAUGUCUCAUGAAACUACUCUUGGAUUAUGUACAGAAUAUAGAGUGCAGGUGAGACUGCCAGAUGUGCUUGAGCUGAGGGUGAUUGUUGCUCCGUGUUUUACCUCAAGUUGGGGGAAUGAAUUAGUGUUGUUGCAGAGGAAUGGGAAAAUUGUGUUAGCCUGUUAGGCUAAAGGCUAAAGACCUAAUAAAACCGAUUAGGGACAAAUCUAGCUGCUGAAUUCUGGUUGAGGUUAUUAACAUUAACAACAUUGAGCUUACCGUCUUUUGCUGAUACCGCAAGGAGGACUCCAAUAAAACCGAAGGUGAGAAAUG
This is a messenger RNA of Chenopodium quinoa (quinoa), 2355 nucleotides long. RefSeq names its product putative pentatricopeptide repeat-containing protein At5g37570. The transcript is spliced from 3 exons. The record is from RefSeq and is a predicted model, not a curated record. Bases 21 to 1748 code for a protein of 575 amino acids. Gene Ontology annotation, biological process: RNA modification. Gene Ontology annotation, molecular function: RNA binding; protein binding. NCBI's taxonomy places the organism in Eukaryota, Viridiplantae, Streptophyta, Magnoliopsida, Caryophyllales, Amaranthaceae.